CCGGUACUUGCCCUUCGGACUGACACGGCCUUUGUCACGCGGGGGGGAAUUGACCGUGGAAAAUGACGACUCCUCCGCCGCUGCAACCCUCGCCCGUGAUCCACCGACGGAGCACCUAUCAUCCCAGCAUCCUUUGCGUGUCCAAUAUGGAAGAACUGGAGGUGGAGGUUCGCGGCUCCAACGGGGCUUUUUACAAGGGCUUAGUCAGAGACAUCCACAAUGAUUCUCUCACCAUUGCCUUUGAGAACAAUUGGCAACCAGAACGCCAGGUGCCCUUCAGCGAUGUCCGGAUGCCACCUCCUGCUGACGCCAAGAAGGAGAUUAGAGAGGGUGAGGAAGUGGAGAUCCUUUCCAGGGCCAAUGAUGUGGAACCUUGUGGUUGGUGGCUUGCUAAAGUCUGCAUGACGAAAGGAGAUUUCUUUGUCAUCGAGUAUGCGGCCUGUGAUGCCGUCUACAACGAGAUUGUGACAUUUGAGCGCUUGCGCCCGGUCAACACCAACAAGGCAAUCACCAGUAAUUACUUUCACAAGUGCACCAUCGCCAUCCCGCAAGAUCUGCAAGAAGCGUGUCAGACCGAGAAUGCGCAUAAAGACUUUAAGAAAGCUGUGGGAGCCUGUCAAGUCUCCUACUGUGCCGAGACCAGCCAGUUGGUCAUUGUGUCCACCACCGAGUCAACGGUGAAGCGCGUGUCUUUGCUGAGUGACAUGCACCUGCGCAGCCUCCGAACCAAGCUGAUGCUCAUGUCCCGCAACCAGGAAGCCACAAAACACCUCGAGAACUCCCGGCACCUGGUGUCGUCUUUCCAGGAAGAGUUCACGGUGAGGCCCGAUUUGAUGGGGCUGGCCAUCGGCAGUCACGGCAGCAACAUUCAGCAAGCGCGGAAAGUGCCGGGGGUCACCGCCAUCGAUUUGGACGAGGAGACCGGUACCUUCAGAAUUUAUGGAGAGACGGCCGAAGCAGUGAAAAAGGCAAGGAACUACCUGGAGUUUCUGGAGGAUUCUGUCCAGGUACCAAGAAACCUUGUUGGCAAAGUCAUCGGUAAGAAUGGAAAAGUCAUUCAGGAGAUUGUGGACAAGUCCGGAGUGGUGCGGGUCAGGAUCGAAGGAGACAACGACAACAAGCAACCGCGACAAGAAGGAAUGGUCCCCUUUACCUUUGUCGGCACGAAGGAGAGCAUUGGGAAUGUCCAGGUCUUGCUGGAGUACCACAUCUCCUACCUCAAUGAGGUGGAACAACUUCGUCUGGAGCGCAUGCAGAUUGACGAACAGCUGCGGCAGCUCACGCAGGGCCACCGACCCGAGGAGAGGAGCGAGCGCGGGGGAGGAGGAGGAGCGGGAGGAGGGGGAGGAUAUAACGCAGACGGCGGCGCCAACGCCUCGUCGUCCUCGUCGCACGUCGGCCGCUCCUACAACAGUCGAGGUCGUGGGCGCAGAGGCCACGGCUACAGUACCGGAUACGGCACCAACUCGGAGCACUCCAAUGCAUCCGAGACCGACUCGGAGCGUCGGGAUGAAGUCGGCGACUGGUCGCAGGCUGCUGAGGAGCAAAUGAGGCGAAGGGAUAGAGGUCCACGUCCGCAGAGGGACGGUCGCAGGAGGCCCGGACCGGGCAGAGGACGGGGAGGGCGAGGAGGAAGAGGAGGCGCGGGCAGCAGCGGCGGCGGCCCUCGCGGUGACAACGCGGAGACCAACACCGAGACGGACCAGACCGCCGACACCGAUGCGAGCGAGUCCAACUUGGUGGCCCCUCGCGCUCAGCGGCGAUCUCGCCGACGCAGGACGGAUGAGGACGCCACCAUGAUGGAUGGCAUGAGCGAAUCGGACAACGCCUCUGUGAGCGAAAACGGAAUCGAUGACGCCGAAGCUCAGCCGCAGCGUCGUAACCGUAGUCGACGGCGUCGUAUUCGCCCGCCCGAAGAGCGGCAGCCAGUGACGGUGGCAGACUUCAUGUCCAGGGCCGACUCUCAGAGCAGACAGAUGCCGACCACCAAGGACGUCGCCGCGAACGAGGAGGAGGGUCAGGCGGAUGCCGCAGCAGAGCGCAGCCCGGAGGCUCCUCCCACAACCUCCAACGGUUCCGACAACGUUGCCAACCAAGAGCCAGCCGGGCCCUCGGCGGAGGGGGCCGCCAAAGUCUCGGACGAAGGCGAGCCGGACCCCAAAACUGUUGUCAACGGCCUCUCGUAGCCACACCCCCAAAACACUCUUUUCGAAUCUUGUUUGGCAUCGUUUGAAAUCUCACGCUUUUCUUUGAAUCUGUUUUUAACGCGGCAAGAAUUAUUAUGAAUUUUUUUUUUUUAACUUUGAAAUUUAAAACCGUGUGUAUUUUUUAGUGGUCUGUAUACUUACGCCACACCUUGACACUCUUGUUCUACUCCCCCACACCGUUUCUUUUUUUUUUUUUCUUUCAGUGGUUCUUCCUGUCUAAGCUGGCCAAAGAUAGUCUCUCACACACUACGAUUAUGUAAAUGUUCAUUUUCAGUCGCAAGAAUGACUGCGAAAGCAGUAUUUGGAAAAAAAAAAGUAGUCAGGGAAUGCAACUCCUACCCAUAUCGUUUUUUGCUAACAUCUUAGCAGGGUUUUUGUAAACGUCUGCCUCCGCCAGGAAAGGUUUUUCUGGAUAUUUUUGUGCAUCUGAAUUGGUUUGUACUUUCUACCGCCGUGCGUGAGCAAUACCACGGCGCAGGCAGAUUUGUUUUGAAGCCCCCCCCCCCCCGCCCCCCCGCCCGCGUACUUGACGUUGACGUGAUCAGCUGUCGUGCCUUGAGAAAUAGUUUGAACAUGUUGCCUGAAUCGCACAAUAUCUGAAAACUUGUCACACGUCUUUGCUGGUGCUUUGCCUGCCACAGUCGGACCAGAUGAGCCCCCCCCCUCCCCCACCCCCCAAAUGCUCUCUUGCCACUGUGAACUGACAAACGCAACCACUGAAGACCCCCGAGAAGUCAUUCGGAGACAUAUCUUUUCAAGUCGGGUAUGACUGUUCUUAAUGUUUAUGUGUUGAGUUUGGCAUAGCUGCUUUCUCUUUUUCAAUAUGCAACCACUUUGUUCAUGAGGAAAUGUUACAGCGUACCCGGAAAACAACAAACCCGUCGAGUCAUUUCCUUUGCACUGAAACAUUUUGCUGUCGAGAGUUAAUUGUAGUUGGAAAAAACUGCCUUGUGUGCUCAAACAGCGAUGUAGCCAAUUUCUUGAUUUUUGUUCGGCUGGAAACUCAUUGACCGUUUCCCCAAAAGGAAGGCUUAUUUAUUUUAAAUAUGUACAGUAUUUAACAAAAAACAAA
This is a messenger RNA of Hippocampus zosterae (dwarf seahorse), 3279 nucleotides long. RefSeq names its product RNA-binding protein FXR1-like. Bases 63 to 2186 code for a protein of 707 amino acids. Gene Ontology annotation, molecular function: translation regulator activity; mRNA 3'-UTR binding; protein homodimerization activity. Gene Ontology annotation, cellular component: dendritic spine; postsynaptic density; nucleus. The record is from RefSeq and is a predicted model, not a curated record. The transcript has 19 exons. Lineage: Eukaryota; Metazoa; Chordata; Actinopteri; Syngnathiformes; Syngnathidae. Gene Ontology annotation, biological process: regulation of filopodium assembly; regulation of dendrite morphogenesis; positive regulation of protein phosphorylation.